AUGAAUGCUUCUUUAGAAAUAAGAGACAAUUUCGGUAAUGCCGCAAUACACUUUGCAGCUUGGGAUGGAAACAUUAAAGUCAUUAAGAUGCUUUAUGGUCACGAUGCAGAUUUUAAUGGUAAAAGAGAAAAUCGUAAAACACCUCUAGUGUUUGUAGUUCGGAAGGAUGGUAAAAAAUCGAUAAAAGUGUUAUCGAAAGAACUAAAGAUUGUUUGCAAUGAAAUGUUCGAAUUUGAAAGAAAAAAAAACAGUCUUUGUAAUGUAAACCCUCUUGGAACACGAAGCCGACCAGGGAAUUCGCAAAAUUGUCUUGAACAACCUGUGCUCCGUGAAGUACACGACGUUAUACCGAUCCAUUAUGCGGCAGCACUGCACGUUGCAUCCUACUACGGUCUCAAGGAUCUUGUCGGACUGUUGAUAUCAUACGGCGCUUCAUUAGGUGUUCAAAGAGAUAAACGAAGGUACUCUUCAUUCCACUCUGCCUGUGAUAAUAGCCAUGUCGAAGUUUUGAAACUGCUUUUGGAUUCUCCAUCCAAUAAAAGUUGCGGCGAUAUCAACGGUACUACUCCGCUACACAUUGCCUGCGAAAAAGGUCUCUUUCCAAUAGCUUAA
Molecule: messenger RNA, 612 nt
Organism: Nezara viridula (southern green stink bug)
Lineage: Eukaryota; Metazoa; Arthropoda; Insecta; Hemiptera; Pentatomidae
Source: the annotation of a GenBank genome assembly